Molecule: messenger RNA, 276 nt
Organism: Lucilia cuprina (Australian sheep blowfly)
Lineage: Eukaryota; Metazoa; Arthropoda; Insecta; Diptera; Calliphoridae
Product: visual system homeobox 2-like
Exons: 2
Coding region: 1-276 (91 amino acids)
Biological process (GO): regulation of transcription by RNA polymerase II
Cellular component (GO): nucleus
Molecular function (GO): sequence-specific double-stranded DNA binding
Source: RefSeq, a predicted model, not a curated record
AUGAGUUCUCUAGCCGGUAAAGAUUUCUCUCUGGAUGGUCUCAAUGGAUUUGCGAACAAAAAGAAAAAGAAGAAACGACGACAUAGUCGUACAAUAUUCACCAGUUAUCAAUUGGAAAAGUUAGAAGAAGCUUUUAAAGAGGCACACUAUCCAGAUGUAUAUGCACGUGAAAUGUUGUCUUUGAAAACAGAACUACCUGAGGAUCGUAUACAAGUAAGUGGAGAACCAAUGAAAUUUAAUACUUUUUUUUCAAAAACCUACUACCACAAUAAAUAA